AUAUAUGAAACAGAGUUCGUAAUUGGACUGUCAAGGAUAGAGGAAGUAUUUUUUAUUAACAAAGUGUUAAGUUUGUAUUAUAAUAUUCAGAGUUUAUUCAAUUUAGCUUAAUAUGCUUUAGUACAGUCUUAGUACUGAUAUAUAUAGCACAUAAAAAUAAAACAUUUAAACGAAACUAAAUUUAACAUUUGGAUGACAUUCUUAGCUCUCAAAUACUUUAGCAAACUAGAGCUUUAUAUUGAUUUUCUUAAAAGAUAUAUUUAUAUUUUCAUUACUAUCCAGCGAUAAUAUAUAGCAAAAGAUGUGUUGUCCAUGUAAGAUUUAGUAAUUUACUGGAUAGAAACUCCACAACCAGCAGUCUUCAAUGGAAGAUAAAGACUUGAAUAAUCGAUUGUACAAAACACUUGUUGAUGUUGUUGGCACAGAAGACGAUAUACGUUGUAGACAAGAUAUGUUCACAUACAUGGGAGUGGUAAAUGGAUUUGGAGACAAGGAUUCAGUUUCCAUACCAGGCGGCAGCCUUUCAGAAGGUUUUGACUUGAAAGGUAGUGAUGAGGACAUUAUGCUUGUUCUGAAGAAUAUUGACGUAGUUCCUGCUGAUCAGGAUGUAAUGAUUGAUAAAAACACCGUAAGAGUCAACAUGCAAGUCGAUAAACAACGAGCCGGUUAUGCAAGCUUAGAUUUAUCAGUGGAUCAAGAAAGGUAUGUUAAUGAUGUAGACAAUUUGAAUAGAACAGAGGUGCUGAACAUAAAACGUUCGCUUCAGAAAUCCAAUAAAAAGUGUAUAGUGGCAAGUGCAAGAUUUAGGGGCCAAUUCAUUAGACCUGGGAACACUAGUCAUGGACCAUGUAUUAGCGAUGGACUUUUUGAUUUUGCCAUUAGUUUAUAUGGGACUGUAUGGCCCAGUGAAGCAACGAAGAGACUCUCUACAAGCAAAAGUAAACGUUGGCUUACUAAAACUUUUGUGAACGAGCUCAUAUCAGAAGGUUGCAUUUACGUGCCAGUGGGACCAAGACAUUACUAUUCUGGUACAUUGUGGAGAAUAUCUUUUGCAAAAGCCGAAAGACGCCUAAUCUUAUCUAUGCGUCACGUGCAGUGGUUAUGUUAUGGUCUUCCUAAGAUAGUGUUUAAGGAAGGUAUUGGAAAAGCUCUGACGGAGAAUGACAUACUAUGUUCAUACUUUCUUAAGACAUGUCUUUUCUGGUUGGUUGAAGAAACAGAUAAUGAUGAGAAUGUUUGGAAUCAAGGCAACAUUUUCAAUUGUUACAUGAUGUGUCUUGAUAGACUCAUCAAAUGGGUUGAGAUGAUGAACUGUCCGAACUUUAUCAUACCUGAAAAUAAUAUGUUCCGAGGAAAAGUUAAUGAUGAAAACAAAUCAGACAUAUUAAAAGUUCUUCUUCAGAUGAAAACUUCUGGAUAUAAAGGCCUACUUACAUGCGAAUCACUUCGUCAAUACAUGGAAACAUCUGCAAUAAUAACACCUUUUGAUCGUGAAGCUAAACUGGAUCUCCUUUGCUUCAGAGUAUUACACAUUUAUCCGUUCGACGAUAAAGAUUUGCUCCAGGAAGCACUGGAAAGAAUGGAAAAAGAAUAUGAAAAACAAGAAAAGAAAUUUACAAAAGGAAUAAUUGGCAAUAUUGUUUCCUCUCUUCACCAAGAACUGGCUCAAAUGAUACACGUAUCUGAAAGUUAUGAAGAUGGCCAAAAAUUGAAACGCCUACAGAAACAUCAUUUACUGAAAGGUUGCAAAUCUGAUCGGCUUUGUGGCCUUAUUCUUCUAGCAUCAUUUUAUUGCACCGAAAAGAAAUAUUAUACUGCUCUUGAAAUACUUAAUACAGUCACAAGAAAAUUAACACCUGAAGCCGGAUUGCUUCUUCGACGAAAUCCAGUUUAUACGCAAGCUGAAAUACAGGAGUAUAAAGAAAGAUUCUGUGGUAAAGGUUUAUGUUUAGAAGAGAAAUUUGACAUGGCAACAGUAAGAAAAGUAGUACUUUUAGAUAAUUCCUCAAUUGUUCCGGAUGAAUUUCAGCCUGAAGUUUUCAAUUACCGACCGUUGAAUAUGAUGUCGCCAACAAUAUAUGCAUAUGCAUUAAUGUUUGUAUGCUACCAUCAUAUAAAUGAGGAAUCAAAAGCAUUAGAGAUGUUAGCCCAUCUUGAACAAAUCAUAAAAACUCGGUUUCUCAUUUCGUCAGUUGGAGCAACAUACUCUACAGAUUGUACAGUCGUCGGAGCAUGUUUUGAAACGCAAGGCCAUUACGAGACAGCUAUGAAAUACUACAACAAAGCUUUAAACUGUGAGCAGAUAUGUAGAAGCACUGCAUACCGCUUUCGUCGUCUUGAAAAAAGAUUUGCUGUAAGUUCAGUUGAAAAAUAGACAAAAUUUUGUUUUAAAUAAUAAUUGAUAUUCAUACGUAUGAACAUACCUGAUAAAAAUGAGAUAAAUUCACUGGCUAUGUUAAGUAUUAAGUCAAAAAAAAGAUGUUACAACGUAUUUAAGAUGAGUCCCUUUCAACGUCUGUUUUGAGAUCACUUAGCCAUUUAAAAGUUCCGUUUUUUCGAUAUGAAAAGCAUUGUCAAUAAAGUACAAGUUCAGUUCAACAUUUCAAACCAAAAUCAGAACAAUAGAGAAAAAUGUUUUUACAUAGAAGAUAUACUUGAAGACAUUAAAUACUAAGUACAAUUUUCGUGUUACAUGUAUAGGUAUUGUUGAUAUAUUUUCUAUAGAAAUGUCAUACUUGCUUUACUAAGUAUCAUUAUGGCAGUUUGGUCCAAAGUAGGUACUAAAUACUUUUUAAGGUAGCAGAGGAGUGUCCUGUUUAACGUCCAUGAUCCAAUGAACAAGAAUUUGUUCCUUUAUAUGUUUUUUCGUGACUUUAAUAUUACAAUCAGCGUUAUUUUGUGUGUUUUCUUUUGAAUCAAACCCAAACUUUAAAAUUAAGGUGAGGGGUCUGUCCUUCUCUAACCAUUUGUGCUUAAGUAUGUGCAAGGUAAACUCUAUCAAAAUUUAUUAUAUCUAAGGAUAUUGAACUAUCUGUUUAUAGAAAUAUCAGUAAAUUCUUUCUGUAUGUACUAUUUUGCAAAAUUUUAUGACGAAAAAUCAUUUUCUGCAAAAAGGAAUUUCAGGAUACAUGUCGGAAUGGUAUAUAAUAAAUUGUUUACUUUGAAUAAUAUUAAUAUCUAUGAAUUUUUAGAGCCGCUGUGACAUCGUCUUUAAAGCUUUAAAUCAAACGCAAGAAUGCUCACCGGGUAACUUGAUACUGUGUAUAAGCAUGUUUUGCCAGGUGAUAAAUCGGUUUUCUUAUAUCGUCUUUUCCUCAUUCAUGAACAUAUUUGUUUUGUCCUGUGUCCAUUUGUGAGAUUUUCCAAAGAAUACAAUACAUUCUAGUUUAGAGAGGGGUACUUGAGGUUUUCUUGAGGUCUUAAGUAAAAUUGCUGUUG
This is a messenger RNA of Ruditapes philippinarum (Manila clam), 3438 nucleotides long. RefSeq lists its product as uncharacterized. The transcript has a single exon. Lineage: Eukaryota; Metazoa; Mollusca; Bivalvia; Venerida; Veneridae. The coding region runs from base 365 to 2374 and encodes 669 amino acids. The record is from RefSeq and is a predicted model, not a curated record.